Messenger RNA from Tuber melanosporum (Perigord truffle), 3069 nucleotides. RefSeq lists its product as uncharacterized. Gene Ontology annotation, cellular component: endoplasmic reticulum. NCBI's taxonomy places the organism in Eukaryota, Fungi, Ascomycota, Pezizomycetes, Pezizales, Tuberaceae. Gene Ontology annotation, biological process: GPI anchor biosynthetic process; fungal-type cell wall organization. Bases 64 to 2919 code for a protein of 951 amino acids. The transcript is spliced from 12 exons. The record is from RefSeq and is a predicted model, not a curated record.
ACUUCCUCAUUGCUCUGCCGUUUUCUGUCAUUCCUUGAUUCUGCUUUUGCUUGCGCUCUAGUCAUGCCAAAAGAUAAGGAUGGGACCGUUUUGGUCUCGAUGUCCGGGAAGUGGGUUUCCCACACUCACACAGUAACUGCCUAUUGCGGAUUCCUAGGCGCGUUGAUCGUGGGAAUGUCACUCCACUUUCACAAAAUUGUUCAGAAUGAGCAUUAUGGUUAUCCCGACGAAUGGUUUCCAUCAGUGUCAGCUACAAUUGGCGACAGAUAUCCUGAACGAUCGCUGUUUCAGCUCUUCAUCUGCUUAACAUCUGGUCCUCGUUUCGCCCUCGUUUUCCUGUGGUACCUUCUUACGGCACGCCCCGGCGCUUUCGCUCCAAAGUUUGUGGCCAGCAUUGGUCUUAUCCGUUCGUUACUUUGUGGAGGCUGGGUAUACAUUACCUCCACCGAUGACCAUGACUAUCACGAUAUCUUUAUGAUUUCUUACCUCGUCUUCACCCUCCCUUGGACGCUCGGUUGUCUCGCCCUGUCCCCCAUGAACCUUACAGCAAUCAAGUAUAGAAAGUUAUUUGCUGGUCUUUUCUUUGGUACCCUUGUACCACUGAUUUAUUUCUUUAUCCAGCACAAGGUCCACAAGGUCGCUGGAGCUUACACUAUUUACGCUUUCUUUGAAUGGUCUCUCAUCUUAUUCGAUGUUGGUUUUGAUGCUGUUACUGCCCUAGAUUUUGAAGGAUUCGAAUUUAGAGUUGUAGAUGUCAAGAGUGUCAGCAAAGGAAAAAAUAUAGCGCUUUCCGACGCAGUUCUCGAAAGAUCAAAGAUGGAUAAAAAGGAUAUCCCACAACAGUUUUUAACUGACACUUACUCAUGGAACGAUGUGCUCGAUGCUCUUGCCGAUGUUUACAGCGGGUUCAUGUUUUGGUCCAUCCUGACAUCACUCGGAGUGACUAUUUGGUAUUUUCCGCUCUGGCAUAUGGGUAUCUCGGGUUACGAAGUGCUUGUCAUGACCACAGUAUCGCCGUUUUUACUAGGCAUCGGUCCAGUCCGUAGAAUAGUUGUUAACCAUCCCCGCUACGUUUAUCUGCUGUCCCUCCUUGGCCUCCUGGCAUUCGUAUCCAAAGUGCCGGAAACACGUCUUUUCUUCGUCGCAGCCGGCGUCUGGUUUACGACCCUCGCAUGGACUGGCAGCUUCUUUGCCGAAAGGGCGCAGCCUGGGAGAUUGGAAGCGAAGGUUUCUGCAUUUUCACUAGGGUUGAUCGCAUCCAGUAUUGCAAAAUUUGCUUGCCGCAGCAACAACCCCAUAUGGCCUAUUAUGAAUACCGAGAAUGGUGGAUGGAAUAAGACUGGGCUUGUUCUUGCCGUGUUGGCGGUUCUCCGUUCAACUAGAAAAGGACCGGUUGGUGAACUUCCGUUGUCUCCUCCUAACAAGGGCGGGUCCUCAAUUAUACCAGCUAUCGGAUUGGGAGGACUUCUCUUUGGCCUCCAUUCACUAUUGUCUGACUCCAGCACCAUGAUCACUUGGGUUUGGGAUGGAUACCCAGUCAAGGGACCCCUUGCUGUCCCUCAUGGUGCAUACGCUUUGGUCGCAAUGGGAGCGGGUUUCUUAAUCGGUCUCCUGCGCGAGGAUUUGGCAAGGACAUGGACAUUAUAUGGUGUCGGUUGCACUGCAGCUGCGAUUUUCCAUCGCAGUCCUGGAUGGACUGGAUAUUAUGGCGCAUUGGUGCUGGCUUUGUAUCUGAUGGCUCUGGUCCCUUCAUUCAUUCAGUCAGCAACAAAACACAGCCCCGGCAAAACCUUUGGCUUAUCAUUCUUGGUAUAUAAUUUAUUGGUUUUGGCGCAUGUCUGGGUUGUCGCUUAUGCUUUUGUCCCUGGCGGUCCUCUGCUCCGUGAAAGGACGGACCUUAUCAUGACUGCCACGAUGUUGGCAAUUGGUGUUGGCGUUUUCGCGACUACGAGCUACGGGCCAAAGAGUGCCAGGGAGCUGAGGGCGGAAGACUUCCCAAGCCGAAGACGCUUCAGAUCAUACGCCGUCUAUUCUCUCGUUGGUCUGGAGCUUUUCGCAGCCUCGAUCGCAUACAUGCGUUUCCCAUCCUUCGACUACCAGCCAUACCACAAAGAAGAAAAGGUUCUGACCGCCGGCAUAUGGACUGUCCACUUUGCGCUCGACAAUGAUAUGUGGAGUAGCGAGAGGCGUAUAAGAGACGUUAUCAAGGAUUUGGAGGUCGACGUCAUUGGUCUCCUUGAAUCGGACCUGCAAAGGAUUAUCAUGGGCAACCGCGACAUGACACAAUUCCUUGCGGAAGAUCUUGGAAUGUAUGCAGACUUUGGCCCUGGGCCAAACAAGCACACAUGGGGAGCUGCGCUUCUCUCCAAAUUCCCCAUUGUCAACUCCACACAUCACCUCCUUCCCUCACCGGUGGGCGAGCUCGCGCCCGCUAUCCUCGCAACACUUGACAUGUACGGAGAGAUGGUAGACGUCCUAGUCUUCCACAGCGGACAGGAGGAGGAUGUGUUGGACAGGAAAUUGCAGAGUGAGGGUAUCGCAAAGCUUAUGGGCGACAGUCCAAGGCCGUUGAUCCUACUAAGCUAUCUCGUCACAAAGCCCAAACAGGGCAAUUACAACACAUACGUCAGCGAGACAAGCAGAAUGAGGGACAUCGACAGCAGUGAUUGGGAUAGAUGGUGCGAAUACAUCCUAUAUAGGGGAUUGAAGAGAAUCGGAUACGCUAGAGUCUCGAGGAGUACGAUCACAGACACUGAAAUCCAGCUGGGCAAAUUCGUCGUUGGGGAACCAGAAGGUACCGAUGAAAUAAUACCCGAGAGCGAGGUGCCGGGGGGAUACAGAUUUCCAGAUAUGUUCAAAGGCCAAGGUGUCCGAGGUCACAAAUACCAUGUAUUCAAUGAGCCACGUUACUACCGAUAACCGUAAUAGAUAUCACUAUCCUUGGGCAGAUACUUUCCUGCUCAAGUUCUAACUUAUUCCUAAUUCUGACCUCCAUACCCGUUUCUGGGGGUUUUCUCCUUCACAUCACAUUUUUUGUCCAUUUCAUUUCUGUAUUAUGAUACCCUGGAA